Molecule: messenger RNA, 2406 nt
Organism: Populus euphratica (Euphrates poplar)
Lineage: Eukaryota; Viridiplantae; Streptophyta; Magnoliopsida; Malpighiales; Salicaceae
Product: glucosidase 2 subunit beta-like
Exons: 16
Coding region: 87-2033 (648 amino acids)
Biological process (GO): N-glycan processing
Cellular component (GO): glucosidase II complex
Source: RefSeq, a predicted model, not a curated record
UAAUAAUAAUAAUAAUAAUCAAAUAAAUAAAUAAUAAUUGAUUGAUUGAUUGAUUGAUUUUCUCUCUCACAGAGACACACUGAGUCAUGGAAGUAGAGAGGAGGAGCUUCUGCUUCUUCUUAUUAAUUUUUCCUGUUUUUGUUGGAGUGCUGUGUGGAUCAGCAUCAGCAUUACCUGUUGUUCCUAAAAACCCUCUUCUUGGAAUCCCUCCUCAAGAUGAGAAUUAUUACAAGACAUCUUCAAAUACUAUAAAAUGCAAAGAUGGAUCCGCUACUUUCACCAAAGCUCAGCUUAACGAUGACUUCUGUGAUUGCUCUGAUGCAACCGACGAGCCUGGCACAUCGGCAUGCCCUGGUGGGAAAUUCUAUUGUAGAAAUGCUGGACAUGCUCCUCUUUUCUUAUUUUCUUCAAGAGUCAAUGACGGCAUCUGCGAUUGUUGUGAUGGGAGUGAUGAGUAUGAUGGCCAAGUUAAGUGUCCAAAUACAUGCUGGGAAGCUGGCAAAGUGGCUAGAGAUAAGUUGAAGAAAAAGAUUGCCACGUAUAAGGAAGGGGUUGCUUUGAGAAAUAAAGAAGUUGAACAAGCAAAGGCGGCGAUCGCCAAAGACGAGGCUGAACUAUCCAAGCUAAAGAAUGAGGAGAAAGUGCUGAAAGGGCUCGUUCAACAGCUUAAAGAGCUUAAAGAACAGAUAGAGAAGGCAGAAGAGAGAGAACGUUUGCAGAAAGAAAAGGAAGAGAAAGAAAGGAAAGAAGCUGAAGAAAAGGCCUCUGGGGAGAAAAGUGCCAUUCAGAGGGAAGCUAACGAAGGACAGAUUGAGGAGAAAAUUGACAACGAAGACAAAGAUGUGGAAACUGCUCAUGAUGAAAUCAGUGUUUUGGAUGAUUCUCCUGCACAUCAGGAUGUUGUGGACGAGUAUGCUGAUCAUGGAGCUGAAGAUGAAAGUAGUGGUGAUUCCAAAAUUGAAGGAUCUCCAGUUAACAAAGUGGAGCAGCAUGAGGGACAAGAGGAUGAAGAGUCUGUAUCAACAAAAAAUAAGGAUGACUCUACACAUGUGCAUGAAAUUAAUCAUGAUGCUGGAAAUGAGGUGUCUCAUGAUCAACCUAUGGAAGACGGGAAAGAUGGAUCCACUGAUGCUGAAGGGUUGUCAAAGGAAGAGUUGGGCCGCCUUGUUGGUUCUCGCUGGACAGGAAAUCCUGAGAAAGAAACUGAGGGAGUUAGUGAUACAAUGGACAAUGACCAUGAAGACAAUGAAAAGAUGGCCCAGGACACUCAUGAUGAGGAAUAUGAUGGCUAUGCUUCAGAAACUGAUGAUGACACUGGCAAGUAUGAUGAUCCUGAUGUAGAAGAUGAUAUAGAUGAGACUUAUGAAGAGGCUGUUCAUGAUGAUGUGACUGCUUCUUAUAAAUCUGAUGCUGAGGAUGAAGUUGAAUUUUCAGAUACAACCUCUCCAGGUAAUCCAUCUUGGCUGGAGAAAAUACAGCAAACCUUUAGGAGCAUUCUACAAGCUUUCAAAUUCUUCCAAACUCCAGUGGACAAAUCAGAGGCUGCUCGUGUACGCAAGGAAUACGAUGAGUCCAGUGCUAAGUUGUCUAAAAUACAGUCAAGGAUAUCAAGUUUGACAAAAAAGCUAAAACACGACUAUGGGAAAGAGAUGGAGUUCUAUUCAUUCUAUGAUCACUGUUUUGAGAGCAAACAGAACAAGUAUGUUUACAAAGUCUGCCCUUUCAAAGAAGCUUCUCAGUUGGAGGGCCACUCAACAACUCGUUUGGGGCGCUGGAAUGAAUUCGAGGAUUCAUACCGAGUUAUGGUCUUUUCAAAUGGGGAUAAGUGCUGGAAUGGACCGGAUAGAAGUAUGAAGGUCAGGCUAAGAUGUGGAUUGAAAAAUGAGGUUACAGAUGUAGAUGAACCAAGCCGUUGCGAGUAUGUGGCAUUGCUAUCUACCCCAGCUCUUUGCAUAGAAGAAAAGCUCAAGGAGCUGGAAAAUAAACUAGAUUUGAUGAACAAAGAACAGCCACAGAGCCAUGAUGAACUUUAACUUGUCGGGAUGAGCUUACUGCAAACAUUCUAGAGGAUGCUGACUGCACGGAUAUUGAUCUCCUGAAAACUCAUCCAUUGAAUUUUGAAAUAUUUUGGAAGUCACCCAGGUUAUUUGCGCGUUGGUAGUUUGAGUAAUUAUGAGCAGUAUUAUAAGGAUGCUCACGAUUUUUUUUCUAUUCUGGAGCAUGCCUUAGUGUCACAUGUCUAAUUCAUUGUGACGGUUGGGUUGAGGCAUGGGAGCAUUCGAGACGAAGUCCUGGAAGAUGAACUGAUUAUAAUAUGAUUGAUAUUGUAACACUGUAUUGAACCAAGUUUAGAUUAUCACUACAAUAAUAAUAUGGACAGUAGUAGAAAACAUUUUUGUUGUCGGC